AAAUCAUAAACAGGAAAAUGCACGUACGGUCGGCACAGCUCCUGCGACACAAGCCGCUCGAUUAUCAAAAUCGCUGCAGCGCUCUGGUAGGUUCUUGCACCGUCGAAGACGAGGACAGUCCACACUCACUUGCAGAAUGAGUUGCUUCAGGAAGGGCCAAAUGGUCAUCUACACGAACAUACUCUUCACGGCAUUGGUUCUGUCGUCAUCCUACGCCACUAGUAGCGUAGUCGUCUCGACAGCAGAUGGUUUCCUUCGUGGCCUGUCCCAAACGAUACUCGGAAAAGACAUUCAAGUGUUCUUGGGAAUUCCAUACGCUAAACCACCCGUCGAAGAACUGCGGUUCCAGAAACCACAACCCCCUUCACCGCGGGACGGAGUCUACGAUGCAACAGGCGCUAAGAACUCCUGCAUGCAGCCUCCGUAUCCGAAAAUGUUUGACAUUCCAACGGAGCUCUCCGAAGACUGUCUCUAUCUGAACGUCUGGACACCGCUGGCUUCGGAAAGGUUGAAACUGCCCGUUCUGAUAUGGUUUCAUGGAGGGAUGUUUACAGCGGGCUCGGCAUACGAAACUAGGUAUAACGGCUCUGCCUUGGCAGCCCUCAAUGACGUUGUCGUAGUUUCUUGCAACUUUCGCCUGUCAGUGUUCGGUUUCUUGGACGCAAAUCAUACUGAAGCACCCGGUAACUUGGGUCUGUGGGACCAGCUGUUUGUCUUGCAAUGGGUCCGCAGAAACAUACGUGCAUUCGGCGGAGAUCCGCAUGCGGUGACUCUGUUUGGUGAAAGCUCCGGCGCCAGAAUGACUCAUGCUCACGUUCUGUCGCCUCACAGUCGCGAUCUCUUUCAUCGAGUUUUCCUGAUGAGCACCGCCAUUAGCCACGACACUUGCGUCGACACUGUGGCCCAGAGCAUCACCAAAGGCAACGUUCUCUCUAAAGCCGUAGGCUGUGGCUCCUUCGACCUGUCGACUAAUACCAGUCAAGCGCUCGAGUGUCUUAGGCGCAGAGAAGCGGAAGGAAUUUGUACGGCCACGCAAUUAAUAUUUAGGCCAACGCUGGAGACUGAGUUCCUCCCGUUCCUUCCAUCAGUCGCCAUCGAGAACGAAUAUUUUAGCACUGUCGACGCAAUGGUAAGCGUUACGGCUAACGAGGGACCUUUUGUAUUUCUUGUUCUGCGAGAUGACGAAGUCGUUAAGGACGACUUGAGUACUGUCGGCGGGGAUUUGCUGAAAGCGUCUGUCGACAGCCUUAUGCGAACUUUUUCCAACGACAGCUUCCGCGCCGUAGCCACGGACUAUAUGAAGGCUAUUCCUGCUGAUAACAAGACUGCACUAAGACAGAUGGUGGCAGGGCUAAUGGGUGACUGUUUAUUCAACUGUCCAACAAGGCUCUUUGCCGAGAAAUACUCCGCUAAAGGCAGGAAGGUGUACGCAGCGGUUUUUGCGCACCGGUCCAGAAAGUCACAGUUGCCAGAGUGGUUUGGCGCAAUGCACCUGCAGGAAGUGCAGUUCGUAUUCGGCAUUCCUUUCCUGGAUCCAGCAAACUACACGGACGAAGACCGAGAAUAUAGCGUAUACGCAAUGAAGAGUCUGGCGUCAUUCGCUCGAACUGGGGUACCUGUUUUGCCUGAUGGAACGGAAUGGCCGGAGUUCUCGCUGCAGCAUGGAGACUUCAUUUGGCUCCAACCUGGAAAUUACACCAUGGCAAAAAAUUUUGUUGCAACUAGCUGCGAUCUGUGGAGGACGCUUCUGUGACGCCAAUAUGUUUACCAGGUGGUCUAUGCCAAUGCAAGAUCAAUAGGCUUGGUUAUAUAAAAGAAAAAAAAAAACUAUGAUGAUUUCAGAUAAUGUCAGACAUUUCUUUAGCUGAUUUAUUUGGAGCAGAACAAUUUACAACGCUUACACUUGCUUUUUAUGGCAUAGUAUAUGUGUCAUGAUUAAAUAAAAAAGAGAGAGAAAGGAACAAAAUGGGAGGCUAUGCCUUUUCAUUCCUUCGCUUGUGUUGCAGUGACAACGCUUUAAAUAGCACGAAUACAUUCGGGAAUUCUGAAUUUGACAGUGAUUAGAGGACUCGGUCUUAGCGUACAAGCAUAAAGCCACUCCCUGUCACUUGGAACUUAUGAGUCACACCUGUUACAAAACAAUAAAUAUCCGCCUCACUGA
Messenger RNA from Dermacentor andersoni, 2161 nucleotides. Its product is annotated as cholinesterase-like. Gene Ontology annotation, biological process: acetylcholine catabolic process; choline metabolic process. The record is from RefSeq and is a predicted model, not a curated record. Gene Ontology annotation, cellular component: plasma membrane. Lineage: Eukaryota; Metazoa; Arthropoda; Arachnida; Ixodida; Ixodidae. Gene Ontology annotation, molecular function: acetylcholinesterase activity.